Serendipita indica DSM 11827 is the source of this 774-nucleotide messenger RNA. The record is from the annotation of a GenBank genome assembly. NCBI's taxonomy places the organism in Eukaryota, Fungi, Basidiomycota, Agaricomycetes, Sebacinales, Serendipitaceae.
AUGGCGUCGGUCACCUGGUUUGACCGUUUCGCAGUCCUACUAGACCUCUUUUACAUCCUAAAAGCAGCUAUUCCGCCUACAAUAUCAGCAACGUUCACGCAGCCGUCGCUUCUUGUCCACCCACGAAGAUUGCAAGACGUGUUCUUUCAAAACGUCUGGGCCUUCAUGGGCUACGGUGUGGAUGCUGCGGGUGCAGAAACUAAACAGGCACUUUUACCUGCUGCUUAUGGUGUCGUUCUUGAAAUAGGGGCAGGACACGGCCACUCGUGCAAGUACCUGGACACCACUCGUGUCACAAGGUACAUUGCCCUCGAGCCGAAUACACAGAUACAUGAGCACAUCACUGCCAACGCGGUCAAGGCCGGGUUCGAGCCCGCACAGAUCCAGAUAAUCUCGUACGGUGCUGAAGAGACGGAUAAAAUCUUAGAUGCGCUUGGGGGAGAGCAAGUCGACACGCUCGUCUCCAUCCUCAGUCUCUGUGGCAUCCCCGACGUCAAGAAAUCAGUGGCUGGACUCGAACAAGGUUCUCAAACUAGGUGGAGUGUUCCUCUUUAUGAGCACGUUCGCUGCGACCCCUCGCCUACGCUUGCUUGGUGGCAAGCCGUUUGGACACCGAUAUGUGAACCAAUACUAGGCUGUCGGUUAGAUAAACCAACGCAUCAUAUUAUCGACGCGCUGGAUAUAUGGGAGGACCGCAACUUGGAGGGCAAAGUACCCGAGGAGCCACCAAAUCUUCUUUGGCAUCGCGUCGGUCGUUAUCGCAAGAAAUUGUAG